Messenger RNA from Fusarium subglutinans, 2370 nucleotides. Its product is annotated as tyrosinase precursor. The coding region runs from base 1 to 2370 and encodes 789 amino acids. The transcript has 6 exons. Gene Ontology annotation, molecular function: oxidoreductase activity. The record is from RefSeq and is a predicted model, not a curated record. NCBI's taxonomy places the organism in Eukaryota, Fungi, Ascomycota, Sordariomycetes, Hypocreales, Nectriaceae.
AUGACAGAGGACACUGAAACUUAUUGCAUCAAAGGUCUUCCUAGGCCUGAAAAUGCAAGAACACGCACUCGCGAGACUAAGGAUGGCAGCAGCAUCCCUUAUGUUGAGAAUUUGCCCGUUCGCUAUGAGAUCUCCAAGCUGGCGGGCUCCAACGACCCCAUGCUUCGAAGGCAGUGGACACUUUUUGUCCUUGCGCUCGAGAAGUUCAAGAUGAAGCCUGUCAACGAGAAGCUUUCAUACUUCCAAGUCGCUGGCAUUCACGGCUAUCCUGAGGGCGCAUGGGACGGUGCUCCAGCACCCAGGCCCGACCCAACCGACCCCAAGAAGGGAGACCAGCCUUAUGGCGGUUACUGUAAUCAUAACGGUCUGAACUUUCCAACUUGGCAUCGACCUUACAUGGCACUGUUUGAGCAAUGUAUCUGGGACAACAUGGGUGUCGUCCUCAAUCAUUGGGCUACUGUCCACAAACUGGAUGGAGAUGAGUUGAACUUGUGGAAUACUGCCAAGGAUACUUGGCGUAUGCCUUACUGGGACUGGGCUCGACAGCAAAGCUACAACGAAGACUUUGCCUAUCCCCAAGUCUUGGUACAGGGCCCAGUUCGCAUCUUUGUACCCGAAAAGGUCAAAGAGUAUUACCCUCCCAGCGGACUCUACGCCAACCCUUUCUGGAGCUUCGAAAAUCCCGAGAAAGACGAACACGGAAACCCGUGUGCCUUUGGUAAGAUGCCCAAGGGCAAGAGAGACUAUAACAUCGAGGAUGACCCCGUCGAUCAUGAUAAUGCUCCUCCCACAGGCGAUGACAAAGCUUGGAUGCCUUGGAGUGAAGCUACUGCAACUAGUAGAUACGGCAUCUUUGUUAACAAGACUGCCAAGAAGUUCAUCGGUCUCGAGGGCGUCAACAAUGCUUGGGUAGCCAACAACCACCUCGCGAACAUGACGUGGUAUUCCAUCACAGCCAGACAAAAGGCACAAGAUAAGAAACACAACAGGGAUUUCUAUCUUAAGUGGAACCCAGGAACGCUUGCUGAUUCAGUCAACCGUAUGUUCUCACCCCAGUAUAACGAUACGUGGGGCCAGUUCGCCUCGACCAAAUGGACGUACGAGGGUUAUGGCAACUCAAUGAAUGGCUUCUUGUCUCUGGAGUACAUUCAUAACAAUGUUCAUAACAUCGUUGGGGGCUCUGAUUUCAAGACCGGUGUGGGCCACAUGAGCGAUGUGCCUGUGGCUGCCUUCGACCCCAUUUUCUGGCUCCAUCACACUCAAAUCGAUCGUCUUCUUGCCAUAUGGCAGUCACUUUACCCAACACUCUGGUGGGAUCAGGAUGAGCCUGGCCAAGGCAAUGUUCUCGAUGAAACCCCAAAGGACCUCUUAUACCCCUUCCAUGACAAGAGCAAGCCAUACCCAGCCGACCCGAAAGAAGACAAAGACUUUUGGACCGCCGAAAAGUGCCGUGACUGGACGGUUUUCAACUACCAGUAUGACGAUCUGAUGGAUCUAUCCCAGAAAGCACUUGGUCCCAAAGGAGAUCUCAACGAGGAAAAGUUCAAGAAGCUUCUCCAAGCAUAUAUCCACAAGACCUACCCUUGCGCGGAACAUUUGAUUCAUGAUAUCAAGGAGAACCAAGACGUUCACGUCCCAGCCGGACUGAAGCCAAAUGUUCCCAAUAUCAGCGAUGGCUCCUGGAAGGACUACAUCAUCAAUGUUAGAUACGAUCGUUAUGCUUUGGAUGGGCAAUCUUAUACCAUCAAAUUCUUUCUCGGUGGUCCUGAAGAUAAGGAUGAGACUCACUUUGAGCCUCAGAACUUUGUGGGGAGCGUCUACACCUUUGGCGGUGGCUCGCGCAAGACUCGAGACUCGUGUUCCAACUGCAAGACCCAGGCUGAGGCAGGCGUUCUCUCGUGCGCCCAGAUUCCUCUUACUAUCCAACUGCUCCACCAUACGAUCGACUGUGUGAGAGACCACCCAAUUGACACAUUCGAGGACGUUGAAGCGUAUCUCAAACUUCAUCUUCGCUGGAAGUUCUACGGCUAUGGUGGCUUUGAAGUUGACGAGAAAGAUCUCGAGCCCUUUUCCAAGACUCAGAUUACGGUGUUGCGAGGUAUUGGCCAACCUCAUCACGUAGCUGCCCCGGCUCAGGUCUCGACGUCAGCGCUGAGAACAUUGAGUGUUGCGGCUGCUGAUAUUUCGAUCUCUGCGCCAUCAAAUGUGCCCGCUAAUGAGACGAAUGGGUCAGCUCAGGGAACGCCAGUUGCAUUGCCCCCGGUUUACAGUCGUAAGCCCUAUGUGUCCCUUCCGGACAUUACUCAUGGUAAGCCUUUGGGUCUGCAGAACGAUGGAUCCUACACCUUUUCAGCCGCAAGUGAGAUCUAG